Molecule: messenger RNA, 1272 nt
Organism: Paramecium pentaurelia
Lineage: Eukaryota; Ciliophora; Oligohymenophorea; Peniculida; Parameciidae
Source: the annotation of a GenBank genome assembly
AUGGAAUAAUUGCAGACUAUAUAAUCUUUUUAUGAUUAACUAAUCAAAGAAUUAGAAAAGAAAUUUGAAGAGAAAUUAUCAUAACUUAACAAAAGGUAUCAUGUAAUGGAAACCUCUUUGAAAUAAAAGAUAAAAUUACUUGAAGCUGGAAAACAUUAAAAAUCAGAAGAUUUAGAAAAAGUAAAAUUGAAAGCAAAAAUAUUCUCAUUAGAAAAAUAAUUAUAACAAUUAGAAUCUAGAGACAAUAUAUUACAUCGAUCAGAUUAAAAAUCAACUGAAUCUUAAGCACCAUAAGAAGUAUUUUUGAGUGUAUUAGAUUCCGUAUUUAAACAAUUGGGAAAUAAUUUUGAAUAUCCUUAAUUUCUAUACCCAUAAAUAGAUAGUCUCAUACCCAAUUUAAUUGAAAUCUUACCUACUUCACUUAGUUUAUUGUCAGACAUGACCUUUUUACUCUUUAAAACAAAAUUUUAUCAUAACUUUUUAGCAAUUCCUCACAGUAUUAUAUAUUAACUAUAUAUUAAAGAUAAAUAAUUAUAGGAAGAUAGAAUCAAAUUAAAAAGUAUAGAAUAACAUGUUAAUGAAAUUAUGUUUUGUGGUGGAUGUCAUUAAAAUUUUGAAAUUUGUUUCAAUCCUUAAACAGAAGAAUGGAAAAAAAAGAUUUUAGAAAAAGAAAUUGAUAAACCUAUUGUCUAACCUCAUACUUUAUAAUUAACAUAAAGCACAAUCAUAUAAAAUUAUAUUAUCAAAGCUGCAAAAUAAAAAUUAGAAUCUACUUAUACUAAAGUUAUUAGAGACAAUAAUUAAAUUCCCCAUUUGAAUUUUUAUUAAUAACUUAAAUAGAAACAUGUGUUAUUCGAAAGAUUAAAUUGUGUCAUUCUUAUUUUGAUUCUGUCCUUUACUAAAGAUAAUAUUAUCUAUGCUUUAAAUAAUAUUACUUAAGAUUUAAGAAUAGAUGUAUCAUUAAUUAUUAUUUAAAUUAGAAUUAAAUAUUACUUUAGUAAUUAAUUUAAUAGAUUCAUAAGAAAGAUCUUGGUAUUUAUCAUUUAUAUUUAUAUUUAGAUAUGUUAAUAUUAUUUAAAUUGAAAGAUUAUGGAUCUGAUAUAGAAUUAUAAUAUGCUAGUGUCAAUUAUAUCUAAGAAUUAAAUAAAAAAGGAAUUAAAUUGUAAUUCUUGUAAUAUAAAUCUUAGUCCUUAAUCUGAAUAAUACUUAAAAGAGCAUAUUAAGACUGGAAUGGAUUAAGAAUUAAUUUAGAUGAUCUAAUAAUUAGAAUGA